This is a messenger RNA of Pongo pygmaeus (Bornean orangutan), 5712 nucleotides long. RefSeq names its product RAB8B, member RAS oncogene family (gene RAB8B). Gene Ontology annotation, molecular function: GTP binding; GTPase activity. The record is from RefSeq and is a predicted model, not a curated record. Bases 107 to 772 code for a protein of 221 amino acids. The transcript is spliced from 7 exons. Lineage: Eukaryota; Metazoa; Chordata; Mammalia; Primates; Hominidae.
GGCGAACAGCGGCGGAUUGGCGGGCACGCCCCCUCGCCCGCGGCGCCCUCCCCGCCUGUCUCCACCGCCUCCUCUGGCUCCCCGGUCAGAGGGCCGGAGCGAGAAGAUGGCGAAGACGUACGAUUAUCUUUUCAAGCUCCUGCUGAUCGGCGACUCGGGGGUAGGCAAGACCUGCCUCCUGUUCCGCUUCUCAGAGGACGCCUUCAACACCACCUUCAUCUCCACCAUCGGAAUUGAUUUUAAAAUUAGAACGAUAGAACUAGAUGGAAAGAAAAUUAAGCUUCAGAUAUGGGACACAGCGGGUCAGGAAAGAUUCCGAACAAUCACGACAGCAUACUACAGAGGAGCCAUGGGCAUUAUGCUGGUCUAUGACAUCACAAAUGAAAAAUCCUUUGACAAUAUUAAAAAUUGGAUCAGAAACAUAGAAGAGCAUGCCUCUUCCGAUGUUGAAAGAAUGAUCCUGGGUAACAAAUGUGAUAUGAAUGACAAAAGACAAGUGUCAAAAGAAAGAGGGGAGAAGCUAGCAAUUGACUAUGGGAUUAAAUUCUUGGAGACAAGUGCAAAAUCCAGUACAAAUGUAGAAGAGGCAUUUUUUACACUUGCACGAGAUAUAAUGACAAAACUCAACAGAAAAAUGGUUUGUAUCACUUAUAAUUUUUAUUUCCAUUAUGCUCUCUGUUUGGCAUUUGAUGAAAAGGAUAGGUCUAAUUAUAAGAUACUCAAAUUAAACUCAUUUUUUUCUGACUCAGAUACUCAUUUGGUUGAACUCUGAUUCUUAGUUCUGUUUGUUUAGGAUUCUUAUUUCUGAACUGCCGCUGUUUCAGUUCUUUCAUCUGGCUCUUUAAGUGAUCUUUAAUUGAAUUUUGAUGAGAAUAAUGAAAAUAAUAAUGGCACAAAUUAGAUUUUUGCCAUAAAAUUAUCCAGUUUUCAUGUGACAGGUAUUUAUAUCUACAUAACUAUGAUUUUGAAGUUGCUAAAGUUUGCUUAAAUUUGAAAUCAUUAAGACAACCUUGAAAGUUUGUUUUAUCCUGAGUCCUGACUAUAAUUGCAUACCUUAUACUACUAACUCUUCUUACCUCUAACAGAAUUGUCUAUGCCAGUAUCUUAACAUUGUUUCCAUCAUUACCUUUGAAACUUUACACUCCAUUGGAACUAGAAAUAGAAGCUUCCUAUCGAAUACAUUAUUGAUAUAAAAGCUGCUAUCGUAAGGGCAUUUUCCUCUUUUCAAUUCACCAUUUCCAAAGAAAAAGACAACAUUGGUGCUUAACUAGUUCCCGUUCUAAUAAAAUACUCUAGUGAAUACACAUUUCACUAGAAUACACAUUUCACAUGGUAUGGUUAGUUAUUUUUGUUUUUUAGGUAACUGAGGUCAAACCAUGAAACUUUUAUUUCCUUGGUAACUUCAUCUUCUAUUUUUUAGAAUGACAGCAAUUCAGCAGGAGCAGGUGGACCAGUGAAAAUAACAGAAAACCGAUCAAAGAAGACCAGUUUCUUUCGUUGCUUGCUACUUUGAUGAACUCUUUCUGAGAGACUGCAGCACACCUAGAGGGCCCUUUCCUGCUUCUCUGAAAGCACAGGUCACCCAGCCUCAGAAUCACACCUCCCGGCUGCUGCUGAGAGCACCACUGAACUUAGACCUCUCAACACAGAAUGCCAAGUGGAUUCCAGCCUCAUGGCCUAGCAAAAGAACAGGCUCCUUUUUUCAAAUAUGGAAGCAAUGAAGUGGAGACACAUGCAGGACCUAACUCGUUUUUUCCUUGUUUUACUACCUGUUGCAGAAGCUGUUAUCUUUCUUUUUUACUUUGCACAUCAGUGUUAGCCUUUCCCUAUUUCAGCACAAUCUUAGACUCAUAUUUGCACACUUCUGUGUCAUGAAGUUCUAGACAAAUUUGUACAUGUGGCAAUGUUAAAAGGGCAUUUACAGCAGAGGUUAAUAUACUAAAAUUAAAGGGUAUUGGUCUGGUUCAUAUGGUCAAAUAUUACUGCCUUGGUAGCAUUUAUUUAAGGGCUUUUUCUUAAAUAAGAAUUAUUAAAGUCAUUAAAAUUUACUGAAAUGCCCAUCUUGUCAUCAAAGGCCACAAUUUCUUUAUUUCUUCAGAUUAAGAGCUUUGCCUCAUCCCUGACCUGUUUGCCAGAGUCCGGGUAGCUGAAUGAAUCACUUUUUAAAAUGAUUACCUCUGCCUAAUCUAUAGAAACUGCAUUUGGAAAUCACCAUAAUCUCAUUUUUCCCUGGGGUUUGUAUUUGCUAUUCUUUCCCAUGUUUGACUUAACUGUAAUCACUCAGUUACCUAAAACUAAUAACAUAUUUGAACAUUAUUAUCUCUUUCUAUUUGUGAACUUCUUGAGCUGAAAUUUUACGUGGGCUGAGAGAUAUACCAUUUAGGGUUUUAGUGCAGCAUCUAACUGUGAUUCUGUCAAUAAGGAUAUGUAAUAUAUUUUUUCUUAGGUUCACUCCUUAGCUGGCUGGUUUAGUUGUAAUACCAAAUUCCUACCAUAAUCCCUGUCUACAAAAGUUAGGUUUAGAUUUUAGUUUGUGGAAACCUUCCCUAUAUAGAGACAGAUUAACUUGUUGAUAUAAAUUUAAUAGAGCUAGCUCUUGGUAAUGGUGAAAAUAAUGAGUUUUGGUUGGUUUUAUUUGGGAGAUAUUUUUAGAAAUAAAAGUACUUAGACCUAGUGCAGCCUCUAGGAAAAGUCUUGCCUUUUCAUUAGAGAAAACAGGACCAAGGUUUCAGUUUUCAAACAGCUGUUGUUGAAUGUAUAGAACCCAGUUCCAUCUGUUUUGGUUCAUUGUUACAGAACUUAGUCAUUUGGGCUAAAGCCAACCAAAAGCUUAGUUGCCUUUCUCAACAAACACUGGUACUGGUAUACUUUUGUAGAUGAAACCAUCACAAGGUAUUUAGUGCUAACUUAUGUGCCAAAUUCAGAUCACUAUGUCAUUGUUUUUGCUCUAGCCUUCAGUGUCAUGACACAGAGGGGGAUAAUACAGAGGGGAUGAGGGAAAUGAAUUGUUAAUAAUGACUCUUCCUGGUAUGCCUGUUUUGCUUCACAAAGGCUACUAUCAUGCUGGAUAGUUAAGAACAGGAGAUGGCAGUGGAAAGGGAUUGCUUGUUACCACAGAUAAUUCUCUUCAAAUUAAGAUAUGUCAUUAGAAUGCUUGGACCAGUCAAUCUUUUGUACUUAUUCGAAAAUAUAGGAACAAUUUAGCAGCUGCAAAUAUGCCCAAGCUAUUUUUAGUAGAUAUACUAAACUUAUUGUUGACAAAUUUCAGCCUCCUUAAUUUUUUUUUUGGUAUUUACCUAUAGGCUUAAAAGUCAUUCAUUGCUGUUCUAGUAUAAUUAGUAGUUCCGUGAUUGAAAGUUUAUUGUAAUUCUACUAUCUUCAAAUUAGAUACAUUUUCAAAAGGAAAAGAUAAUUUUUUAGAAACAUCUUAUAUUCACUAUUUCCUGAAAAAAAUCCAAACAGUUAACGCUCUCUGGAUGGUAACAAAGUACCUUCUAAAAGAUAAGUGCUAUGACACCAUGUAUGAAUGUAAUUCUCUUAGUAAUUUACCUCUGACUAUUUGGUGUCUUAACGCUUUGGUUUAUAUAAUCUCAGGGGUUGUCUGCAAACCAAAACUGACAUAUUCUGUGGUUAGCUUUUAUUACUUUUUUUUUUUAACAGAAUGCUUUGCUUUGGUUAUAUUUCUUCUUUCUUCUUUUGUCUUAUAUGGAUUAAUAACUAGUCUCCAUGAACUUCACUUGAAAGAGCCUGUGAAAGUUAGAUGAGUCUAAAAGUGCUCUUUGAAGUAGCAGCAAAUUGGGAGUAUAUGCUCUGUUAUAUAGAAAUAAAUUGUCCUUGCUAUUUUCUUACAUUUAGCCUUGCUAGAUUGUAUAUACAUUGAGCUAAGACCUUAGGAAAUUCACUUUCUGCAUGAUAAAAUGACCCAAUAAAUAUUCCACUUUGCUUAAUAAUGUACAUACAGUGCAUUAUUUUUUCUAUUUGUAGAUGAAUUUAAUGACAGAUAAUUGUCUGUUCCCUGCUGAAACUGAAGAAAUCUAGUUCUUUUGUGAACAUUUUUGUGGUCUUAUGGAUAAGGUACAUGAGGAUUUUUGCAGCAGUAUUAGUGGUUCAGUGGCUGCACUUUAUUAUAUCAGUGUGUUAAUUUUUGACAAUGAUUGGACUAGACCCUUUCAAAUAGAGUCUGAGGGUAUCAGACAGGGAAAAUGUGCUGUAACUAAGUAGCAUGUAAAUCAGUUGAUUGUAAAACGUUUCGCUGGGAACUUAUUUUAGCUAUAUUUUACUUCAGACAGAUUAUGAUACAAUAAUCUACCUGUGCAUCAGUUAGUAGGUGCUGCAGGGUUUCUUACUAUUUACAGAAACAUUUUGUGCAGUCUUUGUUAUAAAUUUUCAGAAGACUAUACUCUUUACUUUGAAGGUCUAUUUUUUAAUUAUACCUCAUUUAGCUAACUAGUAUUCUAAUACCUGGUAGAAAAACAGUGAGCCAGCCUUUAAGCAUCUAACAAAAUUUAGACUCUUUGUUUUGUUUUGAACUGAAGACAUCAUUGGGAAAGGUAGGAAAUAUUAGUUUAGAAUAGAGCAUACAUGUCAUAUCCAGUAGCAUAAAAAAAAGUAUUAUCUCCCUGUCUCCAUUAAUAAAUUUAGCUGUGCAAUAUAGGUGCGUUUUUGCAGAAGUUUCUAAGUAAGAGAUUAUAACUCCAUUUUACAGGUUCUGAAUGCUCGAGUCUAUAUUAAGGCUUAUAAAGUUUUUCCUGUGAUCAGUAAGUGACACAUUUAAGCAGACAUUCUUUUCAAGUUCAUGACUUAGAUUCCUUUACAAAUUUAGUUCUCAGUCUUUAAAGAUGAGCUUCUAAGCUUAAAAUUUAAAAACCACAUUUCAUUAUGUUGGUUUACUUAUUGUAAAUUUUAAGCACUCAUUUCUGCAAUCAGGUUUCUCAGAAUUUUUUUUUUUUUUUAAACAGAAGAGACAUUCCUUUUUCCUUGUUACAUCCAAGGGGGGCACAGGGGUGGGUGGAAAGGAAUGUCUAAAAAUGAAAUCCCUUGACAUAGACGGACCUAGACGGACAGGAUAUGCUAAAAGAAUUUCAAAUUCUAGCACAGUUUUAGAGUAGAAUAAGUCAUUUUUUUAGACUAAUAAAAUUAAUGGCUGUCAUGUUCACUCUGAAAAAAAUCUAAAUGACUGAAAUGUACAGAAAUAAAAAUUAGCAAACAAUUAUUCUAGGGAUAUUUUCAGAUUUUACUUCAUUUCUUGAAAUGCGUGUGCCAUAUGCAGUUGCAUUUCUUGUGCCAAGAAACUAAUAGAACUUAUUUCACUUUCUUACCUUUUUUUAAAAUGUGAAUUUAGUUAUUAUAGUUCAAUUUUAUGGCCUUACAGAUGGGUUUUAUUUUGUUUGCAGCUGACACUGCAGUUCCUUUCAUGCAAAAUACCAUAAACUUUUUGAUGAAAAUCAUGCCCCUAAUGGAAACUCUCUAGUUUUUCCAUAUAAUUAUCCUACUGUACAUGUUUAAACAUAUUUUAUUUUUGCUCCAAUGGCUUAAUGUGAAAAGCUCCUGCAGAUAAGUGGACCUGUCAUGUGGUUAAUCUUGUUUAAGCCAAUUCAUUAACUGUGUACUGAUACUGAUGCUAUGUUUUUUUUAAAUGGAUUUUAUUCCAGGUGAACUUUUUUUUUAUAAUAAUGUUCGUCUAAAAUAAAAACUACAUAAUGAAAAUGAAAA